GUUCCAUGUCACGCACGCAGGUAUUAUUAUACCGAGUAACUGUCGCUUUGGAUGAGCAGUCAUGUCGUCCGCAAUCGUCCAACAGCUGGUGAAAGCUGUGAACACGGCAAUGAACCCAUCAGUGGACCACCAAAAGCGUCUAGAUGCGUAUCAGGUGUGUGAAGAAUUUAAAGAGAAGUCACCUGAAUGUGCAGCAUGUGGUAUUGAGUUGGUUGGUUUACAUCAUUCACCUGUUAUAAGACAUUUUGGUUUGCAGCUUCUGGAGCACUGUGUUAAAUUUCGUUGGAAUUCAAUGGGCCCUGAAGACAAAGUGACCUUUAAAGAGACCGUGAUGCGGCUACUCAGCACGGGGACACUAGAUAUUUUAAAUGAGCAGCUGUACAUCAAAGACGGUUUGUCAAGAAUUGUGGUGGAAAUGGUGAAACGAGAAUGGCCACAAAACUGGCCUACGUUAUUAAGUGAGCUGAAUUGUCUUUGCGGACAAGGGGAAAUUCAAACUGAAUUGGUAUUGUUAAUGUUUUUGAGGUUAGCGGAGGAUGUGGUGGCAUUCCAAACACUGCAGUCACAGAGAAGACGAGAUGUACAACAGGCCCUGACGGCAAAUAUGUCAGAACUUUUUUCGUUUCUUCUAGCGUUAUUGAAAACGCAUACAACUCAGUAUCACUUGAUGAUGAAUGCAAGUACUGAUGCUGAGAAAACCAAGGCCAUGGCACAUUGUCGGGUAGCGCAGGCAGUCUUGAUGGCAUUCACAGGGUACGCUGAAUGGGCUCACAUCAGUAAUAUAACGGCACAAGACAAUGCACUUCUGCAGAGUCUCUGUCUGCUACUCAAUGAUAAAGAACUGAAAGAAGGCGCAGCGGAAGUCUUGCAAAUGAUUGUAAACAGAAAGGGCAAGGUUGAAGAAAGAAAACCUCUGUUAGUGUUAUUCAGUGAGGAUGCCAUGUCGCUUAUACUUCGAGCCGCUGAGUCGGCAGCUGCGGAAGGGAUGGAUGAGAGAAACUACGUCUUUCUGAAACACCUUUGUCAAGUAUUAACUGGUCUUGGUAGUCAGCUGUUUGUUCUCUGGGGUGCAGAGUCCACUGACGUAGGACAGCCAACUAACUUCAACAAGUAUUUACAAGCCAUCUUAGCAUUUACACAGCAUCCAAGUAUUUAUUUAAAAGACUUAACACAACCACUUUGGUCAUCUUUCUUCCGGCAUGAUAUUAUUUCCCAGGAUGCCCUUGUACUUAGUGCCAUUCCAAGUUUUCUGACGACAGCAAUGAAAAACUUAACCAAGUAUGGUUUCCCUUCCCAAGAUAACCAUCCCAGCUGUGCAUAUUCAAGAUUAGACUUCGAUACGGAUGAAGAGUUCAACCAUUUCUUCAAUUUGUUCCGAGCACACCAGAUAGAGUCCAUCAGAUUUUGCAACAGAAUCAAACCUUUAAUAUCAUUCGACCUUGCGAAGCAAUGGCUAAGGCAACAGCUUAGUGCCCCAACCGACAGUAACACUCCAUGCAGUCUACAUUCUCAAGUUUACUUAGACUGGGAUGCCAUGACUUGUUUUGUAGAAUGUGUGAUGCAAAAAGUAUUUUUAUUAGAAAUUCCACCCAUUGCAGAAUGCACCGAAUUAUUAAGCCAAGUUUUGUCGUAUCAAGUUCAGGAUCCGCUAUUACUGUCAUGCGCCCUCACUUGUGUCUCGUCAUUAUUUCCUGUUAUGAAGUAUUCCACACAGUUGCUACCACGUGUGCUACACAGGUUGUUUGACUGUGUUGUAUUCUCCUUGCCUGGUCAAACCAAGACCAGAAGCCGUCCAGUUCAAAACCCUUUUUUUGAUGAAAUCUACGAUAAGGUAAAGAACUUGAGUACAGACUUGGAAGAGCUUACGCAGCUUGAGAAAAUCACGCUGCUAGAAGCCCUUAUACUGCUCAGUAAUGAAGUCAAGAACUUUGAACAACAAAAGGCUUUUAUUGAUGAAAUAGCUCUGCCGAUUCAACAGAUAUGGCUUUCAGAUACAAUGAAAAUGGCAUUUUCCUCAGCCAUUAAUUUCAUUCACCACAUUGGACUAGACACUCAGCCGGUUGCACCAAGCACUGAAGACGUUGUCGGUGUGAAUAGAUCCAAUAUCGUGUACUGCAUCAACACUAUUCUAGCAAUGUUGAAGAGAAGCAGAUGGCCCAGUGAUCUUGAGGAAGCCAGAGUUGGUGGUUUUGUGAGUGGUCAACUUAAGAAUGAUGUUCCUGUAUUGAAGAAUCCAUGCAUGAGUGCUGCAUCUGUUCUACUUGAUAACGUCUUCUCACUGAUCAGGACAUUCAAUCAUCUGUGGUUACCUGAGAUGAGGGCUAAACUAUCUCCUGAAUACAGCAAAGUUUAUGAUAUGCAAGAACAUGAGAAAUUAGCGGCUUUAGGUAUCAAUACAGCUUAUCUCUCUGGGGAAACCGCUGCUGAAGUUCCUGUCAAUAAAUCACCAGUGGAACGAAUGCAUAAUUUUAUAGCCAUUAAUCAUGAUAACUGCUACCAUAUUCUGGCGAAUGCUGGACUGUGCCUCGGUUACGAGUACUACACAGUACCUAAGCUGACUCAGGUCAUCCUGAAUUCAAUAUUUGUUAACAUGGAACACAUACCAGAUCACAGACUCAGGCCAAUCAUCCGUGUCUUUAUGAAAUCAUUCACGCAGUACUGUCCUAGUGAGUGUCACUCCACAGUGCUUGUACCAAUACUGUAUCAACUGUGUUCGUUUUUAAUCACUAAACUCAGCGCAAAAUGGGAGGUUAUACGUAAGAGAAGUGAAACAAGCACAGAAAAAGACAAUGAUGAUGACCAGGAAUCCCAGGAAGUUUUGGAAGAUCAGAUGACAAGAUUGCUCACAAGGGAUUAUAUAGAUUUACUAACUUUAUUAUUUAGAGCUGGCAAGACAGCUGAGAGUAGUGUCACCAUGGAUAUGGGAGGGGAGGAUGAAAUGGACACCAUAGCAACAGUCGGUGAUGACAAGGCCACUGUGAGUGAACUGGGCAAAUGUCUGUUGGAAGAUCAGUCCCUAUGUGAGAUACUGUUGAUGUCCACUUUUUCACCGCUAGCAUGGGCCGAUACAACAACCUGCAUGAAAGCUGUCAACAUAUGCAAAUUAGUUUUACAACUGGUGGUGUCCAAACCGCUACCUGCAGACGCAUCCACUCAGCUGUUUGUCAUGGUAUUGUGUGGGUUACAAGUUCACGGCCAGCAUGACGCGUGUCAGGCGGCACUGGUUGGCCUUGCAUUUGAAGCAUACUGCGCAAUGAGACCCAUGUACGAAGAGAUUGCCUCAGUCCUGCUGCAAAUCCCAGACUGUAGUUACGACAAUGUUAAGAAAUUUGACGACAGAUUCAUUCUGAUGAAUGCAGCCAAUAAACCAGUAUCGGAAAAACGAAAAAAAGACGCUUUCAAGAAACUGAUCUCUGGAGUUAUAGGGCAAGCUUUGGGUGAGCAAUUCAAGAGACACGUCCACAUUCGGGAUCUGCCGCCAUUAUUCAAGUCAACGAAGAGAAGACUUCGUCCAGUUCUUGAGCAAGAUUCCACAGAAGCUGGGCUUGUAUCGCUCUUUAGUGGAAACUGAGAACAUUUGUAUUUUAGAUUCACAGUUUUGUUUAUUUAAACGAAAAACAUCCAGGUCAUUUUUAUUUUUUAAAUCUUAAAACUGAGAAAACUUUUUAAAAUUCAAAAAGUUGGCCUUUGAGAUUCUGUUCUGUAAAUUAACGAAAAAUUGAUUUUCUGAAUUUGACAAUAUACACCAUGUGAUCAAAUUAUAUAAAUUGAGAAGCUAGCAAUAAAUCACUGCCACUGCAAUUUAAUUUAUACAUCAGUGCCCCUCACUGUCUAGACAGUAAAAUAUAUCACACAACAUACACACAGAAUUGCAAUUUUUAAUACUAAAGAGUCCAAUAUUACAUGUACACACUAAAUUAGGUGUGUAAUGCCAAAUAAAUAUUGUUUAUUUGUAGAUGAAGAAAUGUACAACUGAAAUAAAUUUCUGUUAUUUCAUAUUU
Molecule: messenger RNA, 4001 nt
Organism: Saccoglossus kowalevskii
Lineage: Eukaryota; Metazoa; Hemichordata; Enteropneusta; Harrimaniidae
Product: exportin-5-like
Biological process (GO): RNA export from nucleus; protein export from nucleus
Cellular component (GO): RNA nuclear export complex; cytoplasm; nucleus
Molecular function (GO): small GTPase binding; RNA binding; nuclear export signal receptor activity
Source: RefSeq, a predicted model, not a curated record